Messenger RNA from Pocillopora damicornis (cauliflower coral), 2022 nucleotides. RefSeq lists its product as uncharacterized. The record is from RefSeq and is a predicted model, not a curated record. NCBI's taxonomy places the organism in Eukaryota, Metazoa, Cnidaria, Anthozoa, Scleractinia, Pocilloporidae.
UGAGAGGCGAGGUGUGGUUGCAGAUUUGGUGGCGUUUGGAUAAUACGCUGUAAAAUUGGCUACUUCUUCUGCAUUACAGUCAGGGUGUGUGCCAUCUAGUGCUUGUAGUUAUUGUGUGAUAGUUAUUUGGUUCUGGCUACAACAUGGAUGCACUGAAAAGAAAGGCUAAAGAAACUCAAGAGGACAUCAAACGGGCAGAGAACAAAUAUAAAGACCUGAUACGCCUCCUCAGACAAGCAGAGGAAAGGGCUAGUCUGGCUGAUGAUGAAGUGGAGGUACUUAAGCAAAGGAUCCAAAAUAAAAAGGAGGAAUUGGCAAACAGCUACAGGCAACUCAAGGAAAAGCAACAAGGUCACCAAGCCACAGAAGAGAUUGCAGAAGAGAGCGAAAAGAUCAGAAAGUCUCUUGAAUCUAAAGAAUUUGAAGUCAGUGAUGUUCUUGUCAUGCUUGAGAUAAAGGUUAGAGAUAAAAAGAGACAAGCUGAUGAAGCUGAGGAGCGUUUGGCUGAGGCAAAGGUCAGGUACAGUUGCAUGAAGUCUGAACUGAGUGAGCUUCUUGCAAGGUUGAAUACAGCUGAAUCCAAGAUUGUCAAGCUCAGCGAAGAAUCUGAUUCUACCACUGUAAGACUCAUUAAUUUAGAAUCAAAGCACAGGCGAUACUCUAAACGUGAAGAAUACUUUGAAGACAAGGUUGAGACCACAGAGCAACAAAUCAGGAAUUUGGAAACAGAGGCCAUCGCUAAUGAAGCUGAGAUCAAGAUUCUAGUGGUUCAACGGGACAGAUUGAAACAACAAGUGAACUCAUGGAAAAAGCGAGUAGCAAAUCUGUCAAGGGAACUAGAAGAUGUGAAAGCAGAUCUUAACUAUUGAUUGGUGACCAGUCAGCCAUCACAAGCAACUUGCCAAUUAAAUGUGGAUUAUCUUUGGGAAAGGAAGAUUGUAUUUGUAAUAUAUUAGAAUGAAUACCCUAGUGCUACAAGAAUGUCAGGGAUUGGGUAGUGAGCAGCUACAUAAAUGUAGAGUUUGUUUUGUGAGAACCUGUCUUAGGAAUAAUGCAAGGGAUUUCUAAGAGCAAUGCUGCAAUAGUCUUUUUUUUAAUAAUGGAUUCUUGAGAGUAUUCAUUUUAGAUGAUUAUUCUCUGUGUACAAAUAGAUUUUUCUUCUGAUCUUUUAAAAGAGAGCACAAAAUCAAUGGAUGUUCAUACAUUGAAUUGAUUCGUGGUUCUCUACAUGUUAUUUGUGGAUUUUCUUUUCCCACUUAUCUAAAGUUAGGAAGCUUCUGACUGGCAGGCCCAUAUUACUAGCAAAUAACACUUAUAUCCCAAUCAGUUAACAAGACAGAAAAAACCUUUAUCAAAGGUCAUCUUUUAAAGUAGUUCUUUAUAAUUUAGUUAGGAAGAGUUACUUUCUGGUUAAAAAAGAAUACUAAUAAUAUCAUUUAUUUGUUCUCAGAAAUUACUCUGACCAUUCAUCUUUUUAUUGAAUGAACUCCAGUUAUCCACAAUUAUGUUAGCCUGGACAACAGUUGCUGUGUAGGAAAUGAGCCCUGGUAUACUCUCCUACUGAUAGAGAUCAAUUAGUGAAUGAUAAGUAAAGUCUUUGCAUUAAAUAAGGUUGAUCCUUUAGCCAGUGAAAUUAAGUCAUAAAGUAUGACUCCUGCCCAACAGCCUUUUAAUUCUGUCAUAGAGGCUGACACAUUUACAGAUAAGCUAAACCUCUUGUAGGUUGGCUCUUAUGAGGUGUUCUUUAAUUUUUUUCCUCCUCAGGCUCAUAGGGUUAAUUCCUACAAUAGUUUCAAAGGGAAAUAAAGAGCCAUUCAUAUCAAGUCAGAAUGGUGCAUAAUUUGAAUAUGUUAAUCUUAAUGUUGGGCAAAAUUUUUUAUCUUUAGCAAUGAAACUAGGAUACUAAGCUUCAUGAGUUGAUUGGUUUUUAGGUUAGCUGUGAGAAAUUUAGUCCUUUUUCUCUGCACCCACCAUUUAUGUUUCUCUGUUUAUUAAAGUGGAUUUAGUCUUUUUUUUAACAAA